This is a messenger RNA of Aureobasidium musti, 2769 nucleotides long. NCBI's taxonomy places the organism in Eukaryota, Fungi, Ascomycota, Dothideomycetes, Dothideales, Saccotheciaceae. The record is from the annotation of a GenBank genome assembly.
AUGCCAGUUGUUGGUGCUCUGUCCCUCGGUAGACGGGCCCAAUAUGCUACUCGAAUCAAUCAUGCUUGUUCCUGGUCGUUUGGCAACAACGCCCGUCGCUCCUUCUCCAACUACGGCCAUGUAAAGAGUGAGCACCUUCCUGCUGGCAAGCAGCGGUCCUUGCUGCGUAAAAUCGCCGACGACUUCCCUGUGGACCGCUCUGCUGCUGCCCAUUUCCAUUCAACUCGCCAAGGUCAAGAUGGUGUCCUCAAGCCAUCGACAUGGCACCUCUCGUCGACUCCUGGCCACGACGCUCUAAAGAAGAUUGUCGACCGCCGCUUGCAACUCCUGGCCGCCUUCGAACUAUCUGACAGGUCCGAACCAUCCAACAAGCUCGAUCCAUCCGGCACGCCUGAUGAUACGACCAUCUCAUUGUCCAAGCAGGAACAUGCUGUUCUCCGUUCCUUGGGCUACACACAACAUCACGUUGACUAUUACUCCAACAUCCUCUCUACCAAAGACUCGCUCCUAGCUGCUCGCUUACUCACAGGCACCCACGUCCCUCCAUUCUUCGUCUAUCGUGACUUCCUCGCCCGAAAACACAUCCGCCCUGAGGCUCUCGGUCUUCUAUUGGAGCAUUUGCCUUGCUGGCACCCCGAUACACCCCAACUGUUCGAUCGUCUUGUGCUUCCAGUCUUCAAGAGCUUGUUGUAUCAUUGCCGUCGCGUCUGGCCUGCUUCUAUUCCCCUCAUGGCUACUUGGCUGACCCAGCAACUCCGUUUGUCUGAUGACCGUCUCCGUCGUUUCCAAGAAUCCGCCAUAUACGAUGAUGACCUCUCAUUCGUCUCGAACUUGACUGCUCAGUACAACCACGCCCUCCAUUUGCUUUCUCAGCCCUCACACAUCUCUCCCUUCAAGAACAUCGCCUUUCAAGAGGCUGCCCAAGCCAUCAUUCUCAAAUACAUGGCCGAUCAUACUCCUGCUCUUGCCAUCGAUCGGAUAGGGUAUCGCGCCGUCGUACGCGUCCAGCUGGCCACUAAAAAGACUUCGUCUGAGCGAGAAUGGGCCAGGCUCAAAUCCCCCUCCUGGCCUCCGUGGAAGGNNGAAGAUCGCACUGGCAUGGAUGCACGUAUUGAUCUUGACUAUGGUGUCAGUCGUGCUCACCAAAUCUUGAUCAGGAUGCAGGAGGCUGGUUAUCCGCUCCAAGGAUGGGAUCAGGUUGCCAUGAUUUAUGCCGGCUGGGACACAGAUCGCAGUCCGACGAUACAGAAAAGGAUAUUCCUGGACAAUGUGCCCGAGGAUAGGAUUGUGCAAAGCCUCUGGAUUGCUCGCAUCAAGACGACUCGUACAGCUCAACAAGCAUGGGCCUGUUUCUUGGCUUAUCAGGAUGAGAACCUACCUUCUGACCACCGCAUCUAUCAUGCCAUGUUCGAAGUCUUGAUACAGGAGCGUAAAAGAGUUCGACUCGGCCCUGAGAACAUUGGUCAUGAAGUCGAUGACGAUGAUAUGAAUCCUUUGUAUCCAGGCGAUACCAUGGAGAUUGGUUCACCUCCGUCAUCUGCUCAUCAGUUGACAUAUAUUCGUGCCGAGAUACCUUCAGUUCAACAGCUCUACGACCACAUGCGCGAAGAUGGGAAACAUCCUUCCGACGACACACUGGCUAUGCUUCUAGACAGCGCUGAGACUCUCGCAGAGGGCUUACUGUAUCUCGAGACCGGCGCCGAAAAAUAUCGCAUCGCUGUUGGCGCCCUCCUACAUGGGUCGAAAGAUUAUCAGGCUUUGCAUGUCUUGCCUGAUCACUUGUUCGCGGCAUAUAUACGCCUUCUCUGCCGCUUUCCUCAUACUCCACUUGACAGAGAACUGACGCUGCUUUGGCGCUACGGCACCAUCGUCAAAUCCAAUUUCGACCUUCGACAACCUCUGGCUCGCGCUCUCUACCUGCUUGUUGAGCAGAAACGGACACAUCGUCCAUCCUGGAAUUGUGUGUUCGCUGCAUUGGCUCGUAGAUCUGCGCCAGCCUUGGCUUCGAGCUGGCGAUCUCUGCAUCUUCGAGGCGACGAGUCUCUAAAGGCGGAGAACGAGUUAUACGACAAGAUCUUUGCGUUCAAUCUUGCCCGCCAGGUUGAUGAGACCAUGUGGGAGAAUGAUCUCACGCUAGACGAAGAUGGAUUCCAGAGCAUCUGCGUCAUCACUGAGCAUGCGGCUAGCGCUGUCCAUGUUGUUUUUCAAAAGUAUGGAUAUAACCCAGAAUUUGCUCCCAAAGCCACUACUGGCCUCAUCAGGAAUGCGACCGCAAUGUUUAGAGACGGCCACGACUGGUUGAGAGAACAAUUCCGGACCUUGAUUGAAGGCGAGAAGGCUUCCAUGUCAAUUAUGCCGAAAACAGUAAAUUCUACAGUCAAGCUGCCUAGUUUGUACACAGUUCCCCGUCCGGCCCUACUGCACGCUUAUGUUCGCGCUCUGGGUGUUCUGCGCGAUUACGAUGGCCUCUAUGAGCUGGUCCAAUGGAUGGCUAAACAUCGAAGCGAGCUUACCAAGCGUUGUGCUAUGGAUCGAAGAGGCCACAUCUUGAUGCGGAGAGCGCUGAUUGCUUUGCGCGUGUUUGUAGAAGAUCGAUGGGAUCCCCCAAAAUCUGAUCUUGAAGAAGAAGAGACUCCUCCUUCCGCAUCACCUGAACAAAUUGAGCAGAUCAAGAGGGUUGUGGAAUCGGUAAAGCAAUGGGGCGGGUGGCCGUCGGACGAAGAGGUUGAGAUGUAUGUUGAGUAUGGUCAUGGUCGAGGAGAUGAUUGA